UCGAGAUCGCAUGUGUAAGAUGUCUUGCAGUCUUGUUCCCUAAUCAAAUUCAAAAGGCUUCAAGCACACAAAACGAGGAAGAAGACGGAGCACGGCCGGCAAACGUCCUCAUUACACUUCGCAAUCGACCAAGCGGAGGAUAAAGCUACCGCCAUGGCAGCUUCCGCUUCUCAUCCUCAUCUCGCCUGUAACUCCGCUAGCCAAGGCCACGGUUACGGAGGAGGAGGAGAAGCGUCCGCGCUGUAAAACCUCGGCCACGUUGCUCGCAGUCUCGCUUCUUUUUUUUUUUUUUUUGUUGGUCCAGUCGGCGAUAAAAGUUUCACCUUCCCCCAAUCGGACGCUUUCUCAGUUGCUUCCGUCUCUUUUUCCCCAAUCAAAAGGGGAAAAAAUGGUUCUUUGUCGUUGUGGUUGCGAGAGGUUGAUUUGAUGUGAAACCCUAGUCACUUCCGUGCUGUUAGGUCGAUUUGUGUGAGAGGAGGUAUCGGAUCCGAGCUCGAUAUGGGAAACUGCUGCCUUUCGCCGGAGGCCGUCGCCCGGGAGGACGUCAAGACCUUCCCCCGUCCCCAUCAUGACCACGGCACCCGCCCACUAGCCAACAAGAACCACCUCCGCCAGAACGGCGGCGGGCACUCCAAGCGAAUGGCGGCGGUUCUUAGUGGAGACGCCAGGGCGGUGGGCGGGAUCGAGGAGAAGUACGUGCUGGAUCGCGAGCUCGGCCGCGGGGAGUUUGGGGUCACCUACCUCUGCCUGGACCACUUCACCGGGGAACUGCUCGCCUGCAAGUCGAUCUCGAAGAGGAAGCUGCGGACGGCGGUUGACGUGGAGGACGUGCGGCGGGAGGUCGCGAUAAUGCGGCACCUGCCGAGGAGCUCCAGCAUCGUGAGCCUGCGGGAGGCGUGCGAGGACGACGGAGCCGUGCAUUUGGUCAUGGAGCUGUGCGAGGGCGGGGAGCUCUUUGACCGCAUUGUGGCGAGGGGCCACUACUCAGAGCGCGCGGCAGCUGUGGUGAUGAAGACCAUUGUUGAGGUCGUGCAGCUCUGCCAUUGCCAUGGGGUGAUCCAUCGAGACCUCAAGCCGGAGAAUUUCUUGUUUGCAAACAAGAAGGAGAACUCGCCCUUGAAGGCAAUUGACUUUGGGUUGUCAAUAUUCUUCCAGCCUGGUGAAAGAUUUUCUGAGAUAGUUGGAAGCCCUUAUUACAUGGCUCCAGAAGUUUUAAAACGGAAUUAUGGACCAGAAAUUGAUAUAUGGAGUGCUGGAGUUAUACUCUAUAUCUUACUGUGUGGAGUUCCCCCAUUUUGGGCUGAAACUGAACAGGGAGUUGCACAAGCAAUUCUUAGGGGCGUAAUAGAUUUCAAACGGGAACCAUGGCCUAGUAUUUCUGACAGUGCUAAAAAUUUAGUUCGGCUGAUGUUGGAACCUGAUCCCAAGCUUCGGUUAACUGCAAAGCAAGUGCUUGAGCAUCAUUGGCUUCAGAAUGCAAAGAAAGCCUCAAAUGUACCUCUUGGUGAUGUUGUCAAGUCAAGACUUAAACAAUUUUCACGGAUGAACAGAUUCAAAAGGAGAGCUUUAAGGGUUAUUGCUGAUCACUUAUCUACUGAAGAAGUGGAAGACAUUAAAGAGAUGUUCAAGAUGAUGGAUGCUGACAAUGAUGGCAUUGUAUCCCAUGAUGAACUCAAAACUGGGCUCGCUAAAUUUGGUUCACAUCUGGUGGAGUCUGAAGUGCAGAUGCUUAUUGAAGCAGUUGAUAUGAAUGGAAAAGGCACCCUAGACUAUGGUGAAUUUUUAGCUGUAUCUCUUCACUUGCAAAGAAUGGCAAAUGAUGAACAUCUCAGAAGGGCCUUCUCAUAUUUUGACAAAGAUGCGAAUGGCUUUAUAGAACCUGAGGAACUGCGCCAAGCCCUUGCUGAAGAUGGAGCUCCUGAUAGUAUGGAUGCCGCCAAGGAUAUCUUACAAGAAGUGGACACUGACAAGGAUGGUCGAAUCAGCUAUGAUGAAUUUGUAGCAAUGAUGAAGACUGGAACAGAUUGGAGGAAGGCUUCACGACACUACUCGAGAGGAAGAUUCAACAGCUUGAGCGUCAAAUUAAUGAAGGAUGGGUCCUUGAACUUAGGCAGUGAGAAACCAUUAAAUUGAUCGACGAAACUGUUGUGUGUCUUAACACUUCUCUAUGCUGACUCUCUUAGACAGUAUUUGGUUCAAUGGACUCGUUGGAUUUGCUUCCUAUGGAAUUAGUUCUUCUCGGUCACGGUAGGUGUGCAGGGAUGUUCUUGUUGCUUUGUGCAUGUUCCACUACCUUUGGUACAGUGUGUUGUGUUAGCUGUAGAACUUUUGUACCAAAUGAGGGUUUGUUGUGAUGAAGUUGGGCAUUGGUUAAAAAGAAGAGGUAUUGGUACAAAUGAAAAUUAAUGGUUGUUCAAUUGUGCUGAUUUUUAAUGGACUCUAUAAAUAUUGCCACUUGCUAUCUAAA
Zingiber officinale is the source of this 2467-nucleotide messenger RNA. RefSeq names its product calcium-dependent protein kinase 16-like. Gene Ontology annotation, molecular function: calmodulin binding; ATP binding; calcium-dependent protein serine/threonine kinase activity. NCBI's taxonomy places the organism in Eukaryota, Viridiplantae, Streptophyta, Magnoliopsida, Zingiberales, Zingiberaceae. The coding region runs from base 499 to 2133 and encodes 544 amino acids. Gene Ontology annotation, biological process: protein autophosphorylation; intracellular signal transduction; peptidyl-serine phosphorylation. The transcript is spliced from 7 exons. Gene Ontology annotation, cellular component: cytoplasm; nucleus. The record is from RefSeq and is a predicted model, not a curated record.